AUGCCUCCACAAGUAAAACAGGUCGAUAAAUUGACUAUUAUCUUUCUCGUGGAUAACUGUAUCGAAUGGAUGACGAAAUUACCUCCUGGGUUUUCUCAUGAGUUGCCCCAACAUCUGCAGCAAACUAGCCAUGGUGUAUUCGACAAAGAGAAAGGUGUCCCAGUGCUGGACUUUGAUAAUUUUUGCUGUGGCGCUCAUGGAUUUUCCGCAUUGAUCGAAACAUCGGUCACUGGCGAAGAGAGCUCCCGGCUGACGUUAUUCGACACUGGACCUGACUCGCUAUCUCUCGUUAGAAAUAUAAAGGCUAUGGAGGUCCCUGUCCAUAGGAUUGAGAGAGUGAUUACAUCCCAUUGGCAUAGCGAUCACACUGGAGGACUUCUUUCAUUUCUUGCCUUGAAGAAGGAUAUAGACGGAGGUCUUCACAAACGUCCCUGUAUUGUUGAUGUUCACCCUAGCCGUCCGAUUGCUAGAGGAAUUGCUCCUGGGCCAGGAUAUGACAAAGUAAUUUGUGCUUUGCCCCUAGAUCCUACCAUUGAAUCAAUUCAAACUGCUGGAGGUAUAGUGGAACCACACUCCGAGGGACAUGCAGUGGCAGAUGGCGCUAUCUGGGUUAGUGGGGAGAUACCUAGGGUAACCGAUUUUGAGACAGGGAUACUUGGGGGACAUCGAUGGAUGAAGGAAAGUACAGACAACGGUCAUGGUGGAAAAUGGGUGAACGAACCGCAUAUCAUGGAUGAAAGGUAUGCUGCUAUCGAUGUUGCAGGAAAGGGGCUGGUAAUAUUCAGCGCGUGCUCUCACGCAGGGAUUGUGAAUGUGGUGAAGGAUGCGGUAGAGACUUUCAACAGGCCUAUCUAUAUGAUUAUUGGUGGCCUCCAUCUUGCGGGGCCAGAAUUCAGUCCUAGGAUACCAAAGACUGUCAAUUUUUUGUCUAAUUCACUCAGACCUUCGCCAAUGUAUAUUCUUCCUAUGCAUUGCAGUGGCUUCCAGUCGAAGAUUGCUCUGGAAAAAUCCUUUGGUGAAGGUUGUGUACCUGGUGGAGUAGGCUUAAAAGUGGAGGUUGUUGGUGACAGGGAGCAUGACGGGCGCUUAUUCCCUCCAACAAUUGUUUGA
Messenger RNA from Psilocybe cubensis, 1110 nucleotides. RefSeq lists its product as uncharacterized. NCBI's taxonomy places the organism in Eukaryota, Fungi, Basidiomycota, Agaricomycetes, Agaricales, Agrocybaceae. Gene Ontology annotation, molecular function: transferase activity. The transcript has 7 exons. The coding region runs from base 1 to 1110 and encodes 369 amino acids. The record is from RefSeq and is a predicted model, not a curated record.